This is a messenger RNA of Pistacia vera, 1991 nucleotides long. RefSeq lists its product as uncharacterized. Bases 148 to 1761 code for a protein of 537 amino acids. The transcript has 5 exons. Lineage: Eukaryota; Viridiplantae; Streptophyta; Magnoliopsida; Sapindales; Anacardiaceae. The record is from RefSeq and is a predicted model, not a curated record. Gene Ontology annotation, cellular component: cytoplasm. Gene Ontology annotation, molecular function: deoxynucleoside kinase activity.
CCUAAAAUCAUUCUCCUUUUAGCAGUGAGCAGUACUCAUGAACCCUCCAAUUUUGAAACUUCCCUGAAAACAUCAAAAGCUUAGAGACAGACACACUAACCCUCUUGAGCUUACCGCUCACACCAACUGAAAUGCCCUUAUUGAAGUAUGCAGAAGCUUCUGCGCCUAAACCCUUCAAGCCCCCUUCUCUGCACUAAGUCUACCCCUUACUCUUACUCUUUAUCCAUUCUAAACUUCAGCCCAGUUCCAAAAAUGCCUGCAACGGCAGCCGCCGCUGCGGCCGGUCGCUCAGUCUUCGCUGUUGCGUUGCCGAAUUCUAGAAAACCCACAAUCUCUUCUCGCUUUAACUUCCGUUCCUCGGUGGGAGCUAAAACACCGCCGCCGAGGGCGUGGGUAGUUUUGAAGGAGGGACGGGCGUGGUACCACACGGUGGCCGUGGAGGGUACGAAAGCUGAGGAGGAGAAGAGUGAAGAGAAGGGCUUGAAGUUGAAUAGUAGAAGGCAAAAGAGUGGAAGUGGGUUAGUGGGGAACCCGGAUUUGUUGACGAUUCCGGGAGUUGGUCCGAGGAAUUUGAGAAAGCUUGUUGAUAAUGGAAUUGGGGGAGUCGCUGAACUCAAGCAGUUGUAUAAGGAUAAGUUUUGGAAGGCUAGUGGGAAGAUGGUGGAGUAUUUACAGAGUUCAGUAGGGAUUAUCCACAAAAAUCAUGCUGAGAGUAUUACAACUUUCAUUAAAGAGAGUGUGGAUGAAGAGCUAAAGGAUUCAAACUCAGAUGAUAAGCCCACUCCGAAGAAAAGAAUCACUCUCUGCGUUGAGGGAAAUAUAAGUGUUGGGAAAACUACGUUCCUUCAGAGGAUAGCGAAUGAGACACUCGAGCUUCGUGACCUUGUUGAGAUCGUUCCUGAGCCAAUUGAUAAGUGGCAGAAUGUUGGACCUGACCACUUUAAUAUAUUGGGAGCUUAUUAUGACGAGCCAGAAAGGUAUGCCUAUACCUUCCAGAAUUAUGUAUUCGUGACAAGGGUUAUGCAGGAGAGGCAGUCAUCUGUUGGAAUUAAGCCACUCAGGUUGCUGGAGAGGAGUGUUUUUAGUGACAGGAUGGUUUUUGUCCGAGCUGUUCAUGAAGCAAAAUAUAUGAAUGAGAUGGAGAUCAGCAUUUAUGAUUCAUGGUUUGAUCCUGUUGUAUCAGUCUUGCCUGGUCUUAUCCCAGAUGGCUUCAUCUAUCUUAGGGCAACCCCUGAUACAUGCCACAAGAGAAUGAUGCUGCGGAAGAGAGAAGAGGAGGGUGGAGUCUCCCUAGACUACCUGCGUUCCUUGCAUGAAAAGCAUGAGAACUGGCUUUUCCCAUUUGAAAGUGGUAAUCAUGGGGUGUUGUCUGUCAGUCAGCUCCCUCUGCAUAUGGACAACUCUUUACAUCCUGAGAUAAGAGACCGUGUAUUCUAUUUAGAGGGUGCACAUAUGCAUUCCAGUAUUCAGAAGGUUCCUGCUUUAGUUCUCGACUGUGAACCCAACAUUGAUUUCAGCAGAGAUAUCGAAGCAAAGAAGCAGUAUGCCCGCCAAGUUGCCGAGUUUUUUGAAUUUGUGAAGAAAAAGAAAGAAGAUCAACCUAUGCAACCUGCUGAAGGUGGAGCAAAAGGUACCCAACCAAAAGUCUUGCUUCCCAAUACAGGUGGAUUUUGGUUGCCGGAUGGAAAACAUUUCCCAGAGUCAGCCCUCAAAUCUCUGGACUUUAGACGAGCCAUGUCGAUCAUGUCUGGUCAGCAAUGAAGUUGUUACUAGCCCGUUUUCCUCGACCCAGUUUCAUGUGAACAGGUACCUGUUUGUCGGAUGUGCCUGUAGGAGCUGCUAGUUCUCAUGUGAAUGUAAAAUAGUUGUUAACCCUUAACCUUUAGAGAUGUAGAAAGAUUUGUUGACCGGUGAAUGCUAUGAUGAUCUGCUGAUUCGUUGUGAAAGUUCUUUUCUGUUAUUAUGUUAUAUAAAAUUCCUGUUUUGUGAUA